Messenger RNA from Merops nubicus (carmine bee-eater), 1145 nucleotides. RefSeq names its product arrestin domain containing 3 (gene ARRDC3). Lineage: Eukaryota; Metazoa; Chordata; Aves; Coraciiformes; Meropidae. Gene Ontology annotation, cellular component: cytoplasm. Gene Ontology annotation, biological process: protein transport. The transcript has 7 exons. The record is from RefSeq and is a predicted model, not a curated record. The annotation marks the transcript as partial.
AUGAUGACAAUUCAGAAGAAGGCCUUCACACCAUCCAUUCUGGAAGGCAUGAAUAUGCAUUCAGCUUCGAGCUUCCACAGACACCACUUGCUACCUCAUUCGAAGGCAGACAUGGCAGUGUGCGCUAUUGGGUGAAAGCCGAAUUGCAUAGGCCUUGGUUUCUACCAGUAAAAUUAAAGAAGGAAUUUACAGUCUUUGAACAUAUAGAUAUCAACACUCCUUCAUUACUGUCACCCCAAGCAGGCACAAAAGAAAAGACUCUCUGUUGUUGGUUUUGUACCUCAGGCCCAAUAUCCUUAAGUGCCAAAAUUGAAAGGAAGGGCUACACCCCAGGUGAAUCAAUUCAGAUCUUCGCUGAGAUUGAGAACUGCUCUUCCCGUGUGGUGGUGCCAAAGGCAGCCAUUUACCAAACGCAGGCAUUUUAUGCCAAAGGGAAAAUGAAGGAAGUCAAGCAGCUUGUUGCCAACCUGCGUGGGGAUUCCUUGUCAUCUGGCAAGACAGAAACCUGGAAUGGCAAACAGCUGAAAAUUCCACCUGUGUCCCCUUCAAUCCUCGACUGUAGUAUAAUCCGCGUGGAGUAUUCACUGAUGGUGUAUGUUGAUAUUCCAGGCGCCAUGGAUUUAUUCCUUAACUUACCACUGGUCAUUGGUACCAUUCCUCUACACCCAUUUGGUAGCAGAACGUCAAGUGUGAGCAGCCAGGGUAGCAUGAACAUGAAUUGGCUUGGUCUGACACUGCCUGAAAGACCAGAAGCCCCUCCCAGCUAUGCAGAGGUGGUCACGGAGGAGCAGAGGCAGUCCAGCCUGGCACCCAUAGGUGUUUGUGAUGACUUCGAGCGAGGGCUUCCAGGACCAUUGUUUGCAUACAUCCAGGAGUUUCGUUUUCUGCCUCCACCCCUCUAUUCAGAAAUCGACCCAAACCCAGACCAGCCCCCAGAGGACAGACCAUCCUGCCCCUCCCGCUGAAGGGAUCUGUGAAGAGCUGCCUCGACUUGGUUUCUGAAUUGUACCUCCUGUGCUGAAGGUCAAGGCAUCAUGGUGGAGACACACUUUUCAGAGGAAGCAGUUUAGCUCUUGCCUGUGUGGUGAAUAAAUGACAACAACCUGUGAUCAUGCUUCAAAGCCUACAGUAACAGUGUAGGACUG